Rubroshorea leprosula is the source of this 644-nucleotide messenger RNA. Lineage: Eukaryota; Viridiplantae; Streptophyta; Magnoliopsida; Malvales; Dipterocarpaceae. The record is from the annotation of a GenBank genome assembly.
AACUUUGUAAGGUGAGGGGCUAAAUGUUGGUUUUUGCCGUCCGCUCUCCCCUCUCCUCCCUGGACCUCGCUGUUCUGUUUCUGCUCUAACCGUCUGGUGGAAGGGCCGCAUGGUGGAGGUUGCUAUAGUCGCCGACCAGCUAGGUAAGGGCGUCGAUAUGAGUAUCCUUCGUUGGCCGGAUGUUUCCUUGACGCUUUUAAGCCCCGGGCUGCAGCCUAGAGGACAGAUCUGGAGUUCAGGCUCAAAUAGAAAAACAGUGGUCUGUUUCCUACUGCUUCGAAGCGCCAAUCGGUGUUCGUAGGUUCCUGUGGGGAGAGUGGCCACUAUGGCAUGUUCUGGAUCGUGCCUGUUGGGGAAUGACGAUGUCGACGACUAUAUGUUUGGAGGGAAUUGAUAUUAUCAUUGAUAACUUGUCAAUGUUGGUAGCUUGAAGAAAAACAUUGUUUAACUGCUGGAAAAUGAAGGAGAGGGAUCAUUGCCAUGGGACAAGCACAGUGGUGUUUUUGAUCUGACAGAGAAUGACAAUUGAACAUUCUGACUGAAUUAUUGUGAGUAGGUGUGGUUUUAUAUAUAUAUAUUUGGUUUUCUGGCACUUUGUAAAUUGUUAAUGAAUACGUUUCUUCUAAUAUAGCUUGAUGUCUUCC